Messenger RNA from Penicillium robsamsonii, 198 nucleotides. RefSeq lists its product as uncharacterized. Bases 1 to 198 code for a protein of 65 amino acids. The transcript is spliced from 3 exons. NCBI's taxonomy places the organism in Eukaryota, Fungi, Ascomycota, Eurotiomycetes, Eurotiales, Aspergillaceae. The record is from RefSeq and is a predicted model, not a curated record.
AUGGACAAAGUCCAAGGACUCGCUUCCAAGAUCGGAGGUGGCAAGGGCCAAGAAAUCAUUGACAAGGGUAUUGGUGCCGUGGAGAAGAAGUUCAGCGGUGGUGACGGCGGUGGUGACCCCGCGAAGAAGCUUACUGAUACAGGCCGUGAGCAGUUGGAGAAGAAUGCAAAGGGCAUCCCCGACAAGUUCUCUCACUAA